Bactrocera dorsalis (oriental fruit fly) is the source of this 1126-nucleotide messenger RNA. RefSeq names its product nitric oxide synthase-interacting protein homolog. The record is from RefSeq and is a predicted model, not a curated record. Gene Ontology annotation, cellular component: nucleus. The transcript is spliced from 3 exons. NCBI's taxonomy places the organism in Eukaryota, Metazoa, Arthropoda, Insecta, Diptera, Tephritidae. Gene Ontology annotation, molecular function: ubiquitin protein ligase activity. Bases 107 to 1024 code for a protein of 305 amino acids.
AAAUUUGGCAGCACUAAGCAUUGUUUUGUUAUUUUCUCAUAUUUCUUAAAAUAUUAACGAGUUUAGUGCCAAUAAAAACUGUGAAAUACUUAAUUUUGCUUAAAACAUGACACGACACGCUCGUAAUUGCACAGCCGGUGCUGUAUAUACUUAUAAUGAAAAACGCCGUGAUGCAGCUGAAUCAGGCUACGGCACCAAAGCACAACGUCUUGGAAAAGAUUCGGUUAAGUCCUUCGAUUGUUGUUCUUUAACUUUACAACCUUGUCGUAAUCCAGUAAUAACGAAAGAAGGAUAUCUUUUUGACAAGGAAGCCAUUUUGCAAUAUAUAAUUACAAAGAAAAAUGAAUACAGUCGUAAAUUGAAGGAAUUCGAACGUUUACGUCGUCUUGAGGAGACGGAAAACGCGCAGGAGUUAAAUCUAAAACAACAAAAAUGCAUUGAAAAGUUUGUAAACGCUGGUAAACCAGUCAAUGAGAGUGCCAGUGAUAAAAAAUCGGCUGACGUAAUUGCUAUAACGCCAAGCACCUCUGCGGCUGCAGUAGCUGCGGCCGGUGGCUCCAUCUCUAACAUGACUAAUGGCAAUGAAAAAAAGUUACCUAGUUUCUGGGUGCCCUCUGAGUGUCCAAACGCUGGUGCAGCAAAGGCAAAGAAACCUGAUUCAACCAUUUAUUGUCCAGUUUCCGAGAAGCCUUUAAAAGUAAAAGAUUUAAUAAAUGUAAAAUUUACACUAAUCAAGGAUGGUGAUAAUAGUCGUUCGCUAAUAGCAAAAGAAGCGCGUUACAUGUGCCCCGUAACACACGAUGUACUCAGCAAUGCUGUACCCUGUGCGGUGUUGCGUCCAACUGGGGAUGUGGUUACUAUGGAAUGCGUGGAGAAGUUAAUUAAGAAAGAUAUGAUACAUCCUUUGACGAAUCAGAAACUAUCCGAAAAAGAUAUUAUACCCUUACAGAGAGGUGGUACCGGCUAUGCUAUGACCAAUGAUAAUUUAAACGCCAAGGAAAAGCGACCAAUGUUGCAAGUUUAGAGUAUUCCUCUCUAAGUUUAGUAAUUUAGUUAUUUGUCGGUUUCGAUUUAAGAUUUUAAAUAUAUUAUGUUCAAUAAAGAAAAAUAACAGAAUCAAUAAUAA